AUGCCGACUUUUACUGCUAUAGCAUUUGAUAGGUUAAUAGAGCCUGGAGCUUCUAGGGCUGCUCAAAGAUCUGCUUCCACCUCCGUGCCGGUUCCUACUACGAAGAAGCUCGAGGGGAAGAGCAGUGAACAAACUGAUCGAAAGAAGGUGCCUCCUCGUCCUCAAUUAAAGCCGUCGCUGUAUACUACUCCUGAGGUGACGCAGCUUCCGGAUUCGCCGAUUCAUAAUUCGCCCUCUUCGUUUCCGCCUUCUCCUUAUAUUAUCAAUCAUAAGCGUCGUGGGCCGAGGUUGCUCAAGAGUUUCUCGGAGGCCAAUGUACAGGCAAAGCAGGAGGUGAAUGACGAAGGGAAUGGUAAUGGUAAGAGCUCUGAGACUGUGGUUUCUAGUUCAGCUGGUGACCUCCAAGUUACUUUCAUGAACCCUGAAAAUGUUAAGGAGGAGCAAGAUAAUGGUGUACAGGAGACCAAAGUUAGUAGCAGCAAUGGUGGCGAUGUCGGGCAUGCGCAGAAAGAAAAUGAAAUUAGUAAUGAUCCUAAUGGAAUGCAUGUUGAAAAGGUAGCGGCGUUGAAAUUGGAAAUAGAUGGUGAGAGUGAAGACUUUUUUGAUCUAAAUGAUUCUAUGAGCUUCACAAGUUACACGGAUGGAGAGGAUAAUACCGGCGCAGCACACUCUGCAAAGUAUAGCACUGCUGGGGAGUUUUUUGACGCUUGGGAAGAACUCUCUUCUGACGGUGGGACUCAAUGUUCUCUACGCGAUGUUGAUGCUGAAUUGCGUGAAAUAAGGUUGAGUCUAUUGAUGGAGAUAGAGAAGCGAAAGGAAGUUGAAGAAUCCCUUAAAAGCAUGCAAAGCCAGUGGGAGAGAAUCAGACAAGGGCUCUCUCUUGUUGGAAUUGUUUUACCUGCAGAUCUUACUGCUUUUGCAAAAGGUGGGCAACUGAAUUCUGAUCCCGUGGAUGAUAUAUGUCAGCAGGUUUACAUUGCUAGGUUCAUAGCAAACACCAUUGGGAAAGGAACUGCCAGGGCUGAGAUGGAGGCAGAGAUGGAAGCCCAAUUAGACUCCAAGAACUUUGAGAUUUCUCGAUUAUUGGAACGCCUUCAUUAUUAUGAGACCAUGAAUAGGGAGAUGUCUCAGAGAAACCAAGAGGCAGUAGAGAUGGCACGGCGUGAGAGACAGAGAAAGACUAGAAGGCAAAGAUGGAUUUGGGGCUCUAUUGCUACUGCCAUUGUACUUGGUACUACAGCAAUAGCAUGGUCUUACCUCCCAUCAAGUAAAGGAUCAACAUCUGCAGAUCAUGAUCAGGUUUCCGAACACGAUGAUGGAGCCAAGUAA
This is a messenger RNA of Vicia faba (fava bean), 1329 nucleotides long. Lineage: Eukaryota; Viridiplantae; Streptophyta; Magnoliopsida; Fabales; Fabaceae. The record is from the annotation of a GenBank genome assembly.